CAGUGAGAUACACGGUGGGUAGCGACUGUUGCUGCGAACCGCUGCCAUUUUGAUCUAAAACAGGAUCUAUAUUUCUUUGGUGAAAUAAUAACUAUAUAAUUUUAACUUGGAGAUAAAGGAGGUUUUAGCUUCCAGUUUUGAGGCAAAAUGCUUUCUGCAGCCCAGUUACUCGAUGAGUUGAUGGGCCGGGAUAGAAACUUGGCCCCGGACGAAAAACGAUGUAAUGUACGCUGGGACCACGAGACUACCUGUAAAUACUAUCUCUGUGGAUUUUGUCCUGCUGAGUUAUUCACAAACACCCGGUCUGAUUUGGGGCCCUGUGAAAAAAUCCAUGAUGAAAACCUUAGGAAAAUGUAUGAAAGAGCUCCCGUUCAUGAAGGAAGGCUAUGAGAGGGACUUCUUGCGCUACCUGCAAUCUCUCCUUGCUGAGGUGGAGAGGAGGAUCCGUAGAGGCCAUGCCCGCCUGGCCUUGUCGCAGGCCCAGCAGGCCGCAGGACAGGGGCCUGGUGGACCUGUGGGGAAGAAUGAGGAAAAAGCUCAGGUCCUGACAGAGAAGAUCGAGGACCUGGUCAUGCAGAUUGAGGAGCUGGGCUCUGAGGGAAGAGUGGAGGAGGCCCAGGGGAUGAUGAAACUUGUGGAACAGCUGAAGGAUGAGAGAGAGCUGCUCAGCUCUACCCCGUCGACAAUUGAGAGCUUUGCUGCCCAGGAAAAGCAGAUGGAAGUUUGUGAGGUGUGUGGGGCGUUCCUUAUCGUGGGCGAUGCGCAGUCCCGGGUGGAUGACCACCUGAUGGGCAAGCAGCACAUGGGCUACGCCAAGAUCAAGUCUACGGUGGAGGAGCUCAAGGAGAAACUACGUCGGCGAUCAGAAGAUCCUGUUGGAGAGGACAAAGGCGAGUUGGAAAGAAAGGACCGGGAGCGUGAGAGGGAAGAGAGGGAGAUGAAGCGCAAGCUGGAAGAGGAGGAGAAGGAAAAAGAGAAGGAGAAAGAGCGGGAGAGAGAGAGGGAAAAGGAGAGGGAGCGAGCGAAGGAGCGGGAGCGGGAGAGAGAAAGGGAGAAGAGAGGGAGAAGGAGCCACUCAAACAGCCGCCACUCAAGCCGAGCGUCAGACCGCAAGAAGAGUCGUUCUCGUGAACGCCGGCGGUCCAGAAGCAAAGAGAGGGAAAGGGAGCGCAAACGCAGCAGAAGCAGGGACAGGGAGAGAGAGAGGGAGAGGGAGAGGCGGCGCAGUCGGGAACGCUCCGACAGAAAACGGCGCUCCCGGAGCCGGGAAAGGAAGAGGUCCCGCAGCUCGGAACGCUCAGAGCGCAAGUCUCACCGCCACCGGAGCCGCAGUCGAGACAAGGAGAGGGAGAAGGAUAGGACGUCCAGAGACAAAGAGCGUAAGGAGCCAGAGGAGAGGAGGAGCAGCUCCAAGAUAGACAAAACGUCAGAUGAUGACAAGUCCUCCACUGCCGUGGUCAAGGCUGAGCCCAUGGGGACUGAGGGGUCCAAGGCCCCUGUCUCCGCUCUGGGCCUGGCACUGCUGGCCAAGGUCAAUGGGGCCGCGCAAGACGACCUCUAUUCUGAAGGUGACACUCAGUCCAAUUAAAACUGAUCUGAUAGGACCUCAGAUCAGGCUCAGGUAAGUGCGCCCGCCCCCGCCACCCUGGCUCUCAAAACACACACCCCUUUUCUUCCUUUCCAGUCUUCCCUGUCCCACCUCCUUCACCUUCUCCCCUUCCCCCUCGCUCCGUUUACUUUCAGUUCUAUUGCCUUUGAUUUGUAUGUUGUAUCUUUAUCCUGUUGUUUUCGAUAUAGUGCAUCGUAAGUAUGCACUGAAGAUGGAACUAGGCCGAUGAUGAGUGAGAAGAAGGUAGAAACAGAGGUGACAAAGCCAAGAGGGAAAGGCCAGUGUAGCCCUGAAAAACAUACCUGGAGGUACCCCUCAUUUUGUAUCGGUUAUACAUGCAUACCAUCAUAUUGUCUUUUGGACAAAAGAAUCUCUUCCAAAUUUGACUCCAAGUAUUUUUUUGUUCCUGUAUUACCUAAACUUCAACUGUUAUUUUUAUUUUUUUUAUUCUUCAGAGAUAGUGGCAGAAACCAUGUCUUACCUUUUUGAUUUGUUUAUUUCCAGAGCGCAUAUUGAAUAUAUGAAAUAGAUUUUGUCCAUAUGUGGACACAUUCAUACAAAUACAAUUUUCAAGCUACGGAAACGGAUCCACAUUUAUCUGACUUACUGAAUGCACUUUGAAAUCCUAUAUAUAUAUUUUUUUUUUGUACAAAUUUUUCUCCCACUGCCAUGGAUAUUGUGUUCUAUAUACAGCUGUCUUUGAUAUGCCUUGCAUUGUAUUGUAACACAGUGUAUGGGGCAGCAUUGGGGUGAUGAUGGAAGGGUAGGGGUUAAUGAAUGAUUGCAGCUGACCUUCAUACCUCACACAGCGUUGGUGUUGAGUGAGUGAGCGACCUCAUGAAAGAAAAAGGCAAAUUAAUAAACCACUCAAGGAUCAAACUGUCAAACUAUACAGGUACUCACCCAGGUACUCCUUUCUCUACCCACAUCCAUUUCUACUGAAUGCUGUUGCCUGUGAGCGUGCUACUUGUCGUGACAGGAGCUUGAUGUGUAUUGUUUCUGUUUGUCAUUAGUUUCUUUUCAAGUAGAGUCGCUUUUAAAAGAGAAAAGGGUUGUUUUUUUGUGCAGUAUUAUCAGGAAGUGAUGAUAAAUGGUACAGGUCAACCUUUUUGAUAUCCCUCAGCUGCCUAGUUUAAUUAGAUUUGAUACUUAAACCUGCCUUUCAAGAUGUUUUUGAAAUGAUAAAAUGUUUCACAUCGCUAUCACAUUACCAUUUAAAAGGUUUGUUUUCAAUUCACUCUAUGGCAAAGGGCAUAUCAAGUGGGUUAAAUUAUGUAAAACGGUGAAAACUUUAAAGCAGGGUUUUCUUUGCCUCCUUUGCUCCAGACUUAGCGUGAACAGCACAGUGUGCCCGUCAUCAUCCACUAACAUAAAAGAGUGGUUUUAGAAAUGGCUACCAAAGGCCAGGAUGUUCUCUGUCCCAAAAGUAAAUUCUUUCCAACGUUUUCUAGUUUGUUUCUAUUUUUCCACCUCAUUAGCACUGUCCCACAGUUCUGAGUUUAUAGAGGGAUUUCUGUGAGUGACAAGCCAAUCCGUCUGUAUGUAUAGUUGAUGAUGGCAGCGUGUGGCUGUUACGAGCUGUGAAACCAGGAUCUUUGCUAAUGUAUCACUUCUCUGGCCAUUUGUGCACCUCAGGGGACGCUGGCAAAUCUGGAGGAGGAUGAUAAUGAGAAAGAUGAAGAUUACCUGCCACCCCACCCCGAAACCUGUCUCUGCACUGCUUAACACAAGGUGAACCACAGAUGUAGUGGCUUAUACAAAAACAAAACCUAAAUCACAACAAGACUAAAUCUGUGUGUCAAAGUGGCCUCUGUUGUCCCUCUUGUUGUUUUUUGUUUGUUUGGAAGAUAUUUUUUAGAGCAGGACCAGAUCAAUUGCAUUCAGGUUUACAUUGUAUUUCUUUCCUUGAUUGUUUCUGAUAUGGAUGAACCUACGUAAUAGUGGCAGAGGUAGAACAGUACAUGAAGGCUUUUAUCUAUAUACAUUAUCUUCUGUUUUUCUUGCAUUUCUAGGGACAUAAAUAAAAAUACUUAUGGCUUGUAAUUGUUGGUAUGUCAGGUUUCAACUUAAUUUUGAUCUGUUUUUUUUUUGGUGGGGGGGGGUGUAAGUUAGAGAAUAAACACUGUUAGCCAGGAGAUAUUCUCUUGCUCUCUCUCUCGCUCUCUUCCUCUCCUACCUACCUGAUCUCCCACCCACUGACUAGCCUCUUACUUUAAAAUACAUUCAGAAAUCCGUUGAAAUCUCAAUCACAUUUCUCUAAGGCAAAUUUACCCUUUUCUGUUAUUUGUUUGGGGAGAUUCUGAUUUUUAAAACCUGUAUUUGUCUUGAUGAAUAAAAAGAUACAACUUCAAUUGUC
This is a messenger RNA of Esox lucius (northern pike), 3965 nucleotides long. It is a transcript of the gene luc7l3, whose product is annotated as LUC7-like 3 pre-mRNA splicing factor. Lineage: Eukaryota; Metazoa; Chordata; Actinopteri; Esociformes; Esocidae. Gene Ontology annotation, cellular component: U2-type prespliceosome; U1 snRNP. The record is from RefSeq and is a predicted model, not a curated record. Gene Ontology annotation, molecular function: mRNA binding. Gene Ontology annotation, biological process: mRNA splice site recognition.